Molecule: messenger RNA, 1026 nt
Organism: Magallana angulata
Lineage: Eukaryota; Metazoa; Mollusca; Bivalvia; Ostreida; Ostreidae
Product: caveolin-3-like
Exons: 2
Coding region: 233-871 (212 amino acids)
Biological process (GO): caveola assembly
Cellular component (GO): caveola
Molecular function (GO): molecular adaptor activity
Source: RefSeq, a predicted model, not a curated record
ACGGGCAGUGCCUGUGUUCUUUGUACAACUCACUCGGCCACGGACAGAAAGUGGUGUUUAUUUCAUUUUAUGGGGGUGCGUUAUCGAGAAAAGCUCCCGUGGAACGCCGCGAACAUAUACAAAGAUUUCCUUGUGUGCUGAUGGAAGAGAAUUAAGCCGCAGACAAAAAAAAAAUCACGGAAAAGAAAACUUCCUGGAAUUUAUAUAAAUUUAUCUCUAUUUUUCUUGUAUCAUGACUGACCGAAGAUCUCAGUACGAAGGAAUAGAUGACUCGGAAACGAUUAAUUUCACCAUACCGUUGGAAGAAACUCGAGAAACGGUGCCCCUCAGUCCCCCAAAAUCACCUGCCUCUCGGAGAGCUCCCCCACCACCAGUGAUGCAAGAAAAAAGUGCAAGGGUUUCAGACCCCCCAAAGGCCACUGUUAGUCCUGGAUCCGCCCCCGUAAAACCGGUGAUGAAAACCGCCCCUCAAAGUGCUAAAAUUGAUAUGGAGGAAAGAGAUCCGACUCGUAUGAACGACAUUGUUAAGGUAGAAUUUGAGGACAUUUUUGCAGAACCCGUCGGAUCCUACAGUUUUGACGCCGUCUGGCGGCUAAGUUUCCAAGUUUUUACGACUACCAAAUUCUGGUGCUACCGGAUAUUGUCUGUCAUCUGCGCCCUUCCACUGUCCUGUUGCUGGGGCAUUUCUUUCGCCUGUCUGACGUUUGAACAUAUCUGGUGCUCCGUGCCAAGCAUGCGAGUGUUUAAAGUGACAAUACAACCGUUAGGAUAUAUGUGGAGCACCUGCCUACAGCUUGUUUUUGAACCAUUUUGUAUGUCAAUGAGUUUGAUAUUUAGCAAUAUUCGAAUAGUACUGAAAAAGGACACUUAAGUUAAUUAUUACUCAGCAUUUAGAGAGUUACAGAUUUCCAAACAAGUGUAUCGACUGUUUGGAUAUCAUAUUUUUGUAUACAUUUAUUUUAGCUUUUUUUAAUCUGAAAAUUUCGGUUAUCUUUCUUGGAUUGUUGUGACGUUGAACUCUGAGCA